Molecule: messenger RNA, 2261 nt
Organism: Uloborus diversus
Lineage: Eukaryota; Metazoa; Arthropoda; Arachnida; Araneae; Uloboridae
Product: leukocyte elastase inhibitor A-like
Exons: 5
Coding region: 213-1451 (412 amino acids)
Molecular function (GO): serine-type endopeptidase inhibitor activity
Source: RefSeq, a predicted model, not a curated record
GGGUGGAGUCGAUGCAUAAUAAUGGAAUACUACGACAGACAGAAAAGUUCUUUGCCCUGAACAAAUCCGCUAUUCUAGACUCUCAUCUUCUCUUUGAAGUUACUUAAGGAUUAGUAGUGUUGUCCAGUGAAAGGUGUUCUGAUACAGGUUUCAAAAGCUGACAAGGAUUUUUUAUACUGUUAACUACCUAACUAGGAAUAUAUCCACCAGCAAUGUGGGUUUUUCUAAUAGUGACGUGCGUGGCGUCGCAAUACGUCACCGGGUCAUCAACAGGUGCCUCACAGACCGUCACCUUCAGCAUGCGAAAGCUCGCCUUCUCCACCAACCAAUUCGGCUUCGACCUCUACAGAGCUUUCAACAUCAGCGACGAGAACGUAGCAUUCUGUCCAUUCUGCAUCGGAUCUUCGCUGGCCAUGGUGCUCUUGGGAGCCGAGGGCGGCACAGCCAUGGCCCUGAGGCAAGCCCUGUAUCUGUGGGGCCUCCACCCGCAAGAGAUUCACCUGGCUUAUCACGAUCUGAUCGCCCACCUGGGGUUGAACCUCACGCCCCUCGAGGAUUUGGUGAUCGACGCCAGGAGAUCGAACGCGGACGAGAAUGUGCUGAAGAUCAUCAACAAUAUUUACAUUCAGAGGCACUUUGCUGUACAUUAUCCAUUCCAGUUCCUGCUCAAUAGGUACUACAACACCAGCAUCUACCCUUUGGACUUCGUGAUGAACGCCGAGCAGAGCACGCGCUACAUCAACGUCUUCUUCGAAAGGAACAUGGAGGGGAAGGCGACGCAGAUUCUGUCCCACGUGCCCUCCCCCUCCACGAACCUGCUGCUCCUGAACGCCAUCUUCUUCAGGGGCUACCUCGACAUGAACAUGGCCCAGGUGGAGGAGAACAGAUUCGUGGGCAGAGCGGGAGAGAGCCCCUUUAUCAUGCUGGAAGCCAGGAAGGCAAGAGUCAGAUAUGGCGUGCACGAAUAUCUGAACUGCAGUGCCGUCGAGGUACCAUUUCGCGGAGGGCUGAUUUCUCUGGUUGCACUUCUGCCCAACGAACCGGAAGGAAUGGCCAUGCUUGAGACCCGUAUCAGCGCACAGAGGCUGACCGACAUCAUCAAUUCCAUGCAGGUCAAAAGGGUCAAAUUUCAGAUGCCCCGAAUAAGCGUGAAACAAACUCAUGGAAACUUGACAAAAGCCCUCUUCAACUUAGGAUUGGUCGAUCUAUUUACUCCAGGAUAUGCAAAUCUCUUUGGUAUUAGCAACUUCGGCUGGUUACACGUUACCAACGUUACGCAUGCGGCCUACGUUGAAGUAAAAGAAGGGCCCAGCUCUUCGUCGGGAUUGGACAACAACCAAAGGGACGAUGUCUCAGUGGUCUUAGACAGACCCUUCCUGUGGUUCAUCAUGGACAAUGUUGCCGGUCUUGCAAUUGCAAUGGGCAAGAUGGUGAAGCCGGCAAUAGAAUAACUGGAACAUGUGUACGAGCUUAUAUAGAAGGACUUUCUACGCUUUAGCCAAGGGACUUAUGUCAUGACUUAGCAGGUAUUUUCAAAAUGUAAGCAAGUAAUGGCAAGCUGCAGCAAUUUCACCACAACGUAAACCUCAGAAAAUAGCUGAGGUUUUAAGAAUACGUGAAAAAAUACAUGUCUGACCUCCAAUUGAUCAUUUUUUAAAAAAUGGAAAGGGUUAUUUAUAUGAUUCUGCUAAAUAAGAGAACUUGGGGCAUUGUGAAGUAAAUAAAAGGAAUUGAUGGCCUUGAUGCAAGAACUAAGUAAGUCCAGACAUAUCUCAUUUUUGGUGAGAUUAACAAAUAACAUCAGUAGCCAAUAGAAACUCUAUUAUAUUUUCCACAAUAUUUACCACAAAGUGGAGGUGUGACCUUACAUUCGCGUCUAGUUGUUGCACCAAUCGGAACAUCUAUGUUGCUCAAACGCAAAAGUGACAUUUUAAAAAAAAGAAAUGAAAAAUUUGGAUUAACUUGGUUCUUGCAUCAAGGCUUUCAGUUAGCCUCGAAAUAAAAAAAUAAACAGUAUUUAUUUUUUUAAUACAAUGAGAGAACAACCUUGAAAUGUUACUUAUUAUUUUCCUGUAGUACACUUGCGCUUUUAAAUUAAAAUUUGAAAGAUUUUAACACUUCAUUCUGAAUUUUUAUUUCAUUUUGUCCCAAGUUCCUCCACGUCAACAAUUCCAGGCAAUAUAUUUAACAGCUAUACACGAACUGUGAAUGUCCUUCUCGAAUAUAUGAACUUACGAAACUGUACAUAAAUCUUUUUAUAA